Molecule: messenger RNA, 1542 nt
Organism: Caenorhabditis briggsae
Lineage: Eukaryota; Metazoa; Nematoda; Chromadorea; Rhabditida; Rhabditidae
Exons: 7
Coding region: 1-1542 (513 amino acids)
Biological process (GO): phosphatidylserine catabolic process; monoacylglycerol catabolic process
Cellular component (GO): endomembrane system
Molecular function (GO): glycerophospholipase activity; monoacylglycerol lipase activity
Source: RefSeq, a predicted model, not a curated record
AUGCCGUCUAUAUGGGGGUAUAUUUUCGGCCCUCGGCUCUACGGAAUUUUCGCAGAACCUGAUCGUCAAGAAUCGAAUCUCGAAACUCUUGGAAAUACAGUUAUUUCAUUCUCUUCAGGUAUGAAUGUACGCGAGGUUUUGUUUUUGAAAAUAUUACAUUUAGGACUCUAUUAUGUUGCAACUUCUCUCGCAUUCGGACCUCUCAUUGUUAUCUACUUGUAUGGAAGAGACUGGCUUACUCCUGUUGGAGCCAUGACGAUUUUGAAAUAUGCCGUGUGGAUGACGAUGAUUGGUUUUGGAGCCAGAGCGUUUGGAAGAUAUUUCGAUGAAACAUAUUCCAGAUUUCUUGAUAUUUGGCAAAAUGAGAGUAAUAAGAAAGAUGAUAAUAAUCACACAGCUUUGAAAAAAUACGACUUUGAGCUGUUGAAUGUGACACCUGAUUAUGAAGCUCGCUCAAACCCAGAAUUAUGGCAUUUGAUCCCCGAUGCAUCAGAUGCCGGAACAUUCACUCGUGGACUUGCUAGCUGGGCAGUCCAUGCUUUUGGAAGACACCUUAUUUAUCCGGGAUCAGUUUCCUUCCUAAAGUAUAUAAUGAGAUCUAGUCUUAACAAUGCUAGGAAGCUUAUGGUUCAAAACAAGGAAGGAAAGCGUGUUUGGAUCAAAACAUCUGAAGGAGACGUUAUCGAUGCGAUGUUUAUCCGAGGAAAUGCAAAUUUGUCCCAAAAUUUGGUAUUGUGCUUUGAAGGAAAUGCAGGAUUUUACGAGAUUGGAGUUAUGCAUGCACCAGCUCAGUUGGGAUACACUACACUCGGCUUCAACAUUCCAGGCUUCGGCGAGAGCACAGGGCUCCCAUACGCUAAAAAAACUUUGGCUGCUGCGGACGCUGUCAUGCAGUACUCAAUCGAGGUUCUUGGAUACCGCCCUGAAAACAUUGUUCUUUUUGGAUGGUCGAUUGGAGGAUUUCCUGUUGCUUGGCUGGCUUCCAACUAUCGAAAUGUGAAAGCGGUUGUUCUGGAUGCCACCUUCGAUGACUUGCUGCCAUUGGCUCUGUUCCGAAUGCCCGGAUUCUUCGCAUCAGUUGUGGAGUUCGCCAUUCGAAAUCACAUGAAUCUUCAAGUGGACAAACUCGUAAUACUUUCGCAAUUAAACAACGAAAUGAACCGUUUUUUCCAGCUUACUCGUUAUAAAGGUCCCAUUCGCCUUAUUCGUCGUCUCCAAGAAGAAAUUUUGACAACUUCAGCCGAUGACCAACCUGAAAGUAUUCGUAGAUCAACUAACAGAAUCAACUGGCUUCUGAAAUCAAUAAUCAGAGACCGUCAUUCUGAGCUCAUUCGCAAUUUGGAGCCUCAAGUUGACAGAUGGCUUGAUAUGUCUCCAGCUGAACGUCUGAUGCAAACCGGAGUCAGUCUUCGCGAAGAAUCGCAGCAGAGAAAACGAUUAUUCGAUGCUUGCAGUCACUACCUUGUUGAUUUCGACGCGAAUCAUGUCACACCACUCGAUCCUCAGUACUUCAACAUUCCAGAAGGCCGUGAUACUUUUUAA